Molecule: messenger RNA, 1315 nt
Organism: Raphanus sativus (radish)
Lineage: Eukaryota; Viridiplantae; Streptophyta; Magnoliopsida; Brassicales; Brassicaceae
Product: F-box protein AUF2-like
Exons: 1
Coding region: 151-1131 (326 amino acids)
Molecular function (GO): protein binding
Source: RefSeq, a predicted model, not a curated record
UCCUUUGUUUUUGGCUCUCGUCCUUCUUACCUUAUAUAACAUCUGUUAUAUAUUACACUAUCCUAACUCCAAGCAUAAUCAUAGAAACAGAUACAGAGAGACUAAAAAAACAGAAACUCUCUUUCUCUUCCAGAAGGUUUUAGACAAAACAUGGACGUAUUUGAUGGACUUCCAGAUGCGAUCGUUGUCGAUAUCUUGAACAAAGUCGGUGACGUUAAAACCUUACAUCGUUGCAGUACCCUCUCCAAGCGAUUCAGCUCGCUUGUACCUCGGUCUGAAUCACUCUUCCUCCGACUCGAUCAGUUCGCUACCACCGACACGGAGUCACGAUCCGAUUCUCCCGUCAGCAAAAUUUUCCAAUCAUUAGUCAAGCCUUUCCAAGGUUUGCUCUCUUUAUUCUCUAAACCGGCUAAACCGACCCGGUACACGAAUCUUUCACCGACUAUUCCUUCCAAGAUUCUAUCUCCCUUUGACCGGAUCAUGAAUCUCGAAGUCGAGCUUCCCGGCGUCGAUGUAAGCGUUGAGAAAGGCGCCGCAAUUAAGUGGAAAGCCGAGUUUGGUAAAACUCUUAAAACCUGCGUCGUCGUGGCGUUUCGUUCCGCCUCCACCGUGUCCUCAUCUUCUUCUUCUACUCUCGAUGGUGAGUCAGAUGCCGAGUUCGUGACUGGACUGAAAACGCGCGUGGUGUGGACGAUAAGCGCUUUGAUCGCCGCGUCGUCUCGCCAUUUCUUGAUGAGCGAAGUCGUGAAGGAGCAUAAAGAGAUGAAAAGUUUGGUGGUGCAUGACGUAGGAAGAGAAGGGACGGUGGUGAUGGGAUCGGAGGGGCUGAGAGAGUUUCGAAAGAUGGAGGAGGCGCGUGGGGGAGAAGCGGAGGAACGCGUGAUGAAAAACGGGAGGAGUGUGGUCCCGAAGGUGAGGAUGAGUAUGAGACACGCGCCGUUUCUUAAGCUCAAGAGCGGUAUAACUUUAGAAUCUGCAACGCUCGUGAUCGUAAGGCCGAGCGAAGAAUAUUCCCAUGGCGGAGAUGAUGAGUUAGCGACGGAGGCUUUCGCCGGAAAUUGUAUGUACGGUGAAGCGGUCGUGGCGUUGUUAAAACUUAAGAAGAAUACUUUAGAAAUUAACUCAUUUUAAGCUUUCGUUGGGCCUUGUAAUGGGCUUUUGGGGCUUUCUUGUAAGAAAUAUUUUCUUUUCCACUGUGUUGUGUGCCGUGUGCGCAUUUACAUGUAUACCAUACAAAAAGCUGGCUUUGACACUUGACUUGUGUAUCAUUUUGGUCAAUAUUCAAAAGCAUAUAAGGAUUUUGAUUCUCUAGUGA